Telopea speciosissima is the source of this 1373-nucleotide messenger RNA. RefSeq names its product DJ-1 protein homolog E. The coding region runs from base 49 to 1233 and encodes 394 amino acids. NCBI's taxonomy places the organism in Eukaryota, Viridiplantae, Streptophyta, Magnoliopsida, Proteales, Proteaceae. The record is from RefSeq and is a predicted model, not a curated record. The transcript has 4 exons.
UCUCAUUUCAACUUUUUUCCUGCAGGAAUUUAGGCAGAUCAUCUGGGCAUGGCAGCAGAAACGAUGAUGACUGGGAAAUCGGUACUAAUGAUAUGUGGAGAUUACAUGGAGGACUAUGAGGCCAUCGUCCCCUUCCAUGUCCUUCAGGCAUUUGGCAUCCGCGUCCAUUGUGCCUCUCCCAACAAGAGAUCCUAUGAUACCUGCAUUACUGCUGUUCAUGACUACAUGGGCCAUCAGCUAUACACAGAAUUGCAAGGCCAUCGCUUCACCCUCAAUGCCAAUUGGGAUGAACUCAACCUGGACUCCUACGACGCCCUCAUCAUCCCUGGAGGCCGAUUCUCCGAACUCUUUAGCGCUCACCAUGGUGUCCUGCGCAUCGUUUCCGAAUUUGACAAAGCCCGCAAACCAAUAGCAGUCACUUGUCAUAGCCAUCUCAUCCUGGUGGCCGCCGAUGUCCUCCAAGGCAAGAAAUGCACCGCCUUUUGGAGCUUGAAGCCCAUUAUCAAGCUCGCCGGUGGCUUUUGGUCGGAACCCGAACCCAUCACUUCAUCCCUUCUCGACUCCAAUAUCAUCAGUGCCAUUGGUUGGCCAUCACAUGCCCAGUACCUCGAUCUUCUCCUCCGCUCCAUGGGAGCUAAAAUCUUGCGACAUCAGAACAGAGCAGUCCUUUUCCUUUGUGGGGAUUAUGUGGAGGAUUACGAGAUAAACGUACCCUUCCAAGCCAUGGGAGCACUAGGAUGCAGGGUGGAUGCAGUUAGUCCAGGGAAGAAGAAAGGGGACAAGUGUGUGACGGCCAUCUAUGACCAUAUCCAUGACCCAGAGGGAGUUCAGGUUUGCAGCGAAAAGCAAGGGCAUAACGUCGUCCUCACGGCAGACUUCAAUGAAAUCUGUGUCGACGAUUACGACUGCCUUGUCAUACCCGGGGGACGCUCGCCAGAUUUUCUGGUCAUGGACGAGAAGGUGAUGUCACUAGUGAAGGAAUUCGCCAACAAGAAAAAGAUUAUUUCAGGAAUAGGCCAAGGGAAGCUGCUCCUCGUUGCUGCUGGUCUUUUGCAGGGGAAGAGAUGUGCAAGCAGCAGUGCAAUGAAGGUAAUCGUGAAGGUAGGUGGUGGGUUGGUGGAAUCUACAGAGGCUGUGGCUGAUGGGGAGCUGCUUACUGCGAGCGGGUGGCCUGCACUUCCAAACUUCGUUUCUCAACUCGCCAAUCUCUUGGGUUUGUCCGUAGUCUUUUGAUCGAUUCUUUGAGCGAGUCGAGGUUUUGCUUAACUGAGCCCCGGCCUGUUCAAGUUAUUUGAACCAUAAGGCCAAAAUGUAUGUCACCAUUUCAAAAUCAUCAGAAGAAAACAGAAGUAUUUGUUAUGAUUUUGUAUUAA